Eremothecium sinecaudum is the source of this 1866-nucleotide messenger RNA. RefSeq lists its product as uncharacterized. Gene Ontology annotation, molecular function: phosphoprotein phosphatase activity. The record is from RefSeq and is a predicted model, not a curated record. Lineage: Eukaryota; Fungi; Ascomycota; Saccharomycetes; Saccharomycetales; Saccharomycetaceae. Bases 1 to 1866 code for a protein of 621 amino acids. The transcript has a single exon. Gene Ontology annotation, biological process: dephosphorylation.
AUGAUAAUGGGCAAGGAUUACAAGAUAGAGUGUAAAUCGAUAGCUGUAUUUGAAUAUCUUUCGAAAAGAAUAUGUGCGAAUGAAGAGUUUCUUUACAUUAAGCAUGAGAAGUACCAUACAGGGAAUGGUCUUGCAGCGAUUCUUAGUAGACCGAAGUCAGUGAAAUUUAGUACUUUGAAGGAGCGGUUAAUAAAUGAGUCAGAGUUUGAGUUACCACUCCACAAGCUUGUAUUGCUGCUACACGGUGAUCGUUCUCAUAAGAAUUCCUUUUAUCAGCCGUUGCUUGCAGACAAGCUAUCUACUAUGGGCUACUAUGUGUUGAGAAUUGAUUUCAGGGGACUUGGAGACUCUGAGGAUAAUGCCGAUGAGAAAAAGGGUCGUACAAUCCAGCAAGAUGUGGAGGAUAUUCUCUCUGUUUACGAGUUCUUAGAAAGUAGUGCUUGCGAACGGUUAAUCGGACACCAGCUAACAUUGGAUACUAUUGUAGCUCAUUCCAGAGGAGUAGUUUCCAUGUUCGAGUUUGCUAAGACUCAGUUUGUUCCUAAUUUGAUAAACUGUUGUGGGAGAUUUGAGUCGUCGGGUUUGCUUCUGAAAGACGAGUUCCAGCAGCCGAAUUGGAAAGCAGACGGAGGGAUUACGUGUAAAGCGCCACGUUAUGGGAAAAUCAAGGAAAUCUGGAUUCCUGCUGCGGAGACCAUUAGUGCCGCUACAGUAGACACGUUGUCAUUUGCUAGUAUAGAUGAGUGGUCGUUUGUAAUGUCAGUUUAUGGAACUGCUGACAGUAUUAUCCCAAUAACGGCAGCUUCUGAAUAUGCUAAUUUGUUCAGGGGAAGACACAAAUUGGAACUUCUUCCAGGUGUAACCCAUAACUUUUUUGGUCUCGCAGACGACAAAAAUGAACUCCAAUUGCCCUUGAAAGAUGGUAAGGUCUGCUAUUAUCCGGUGCUUGUCGACAAAAUUGGUUCUCAUUUAAGCAAAGAUAACCAGCUACAGAGGUUUUUCAAGGCUUCGGAAUUGAUAAAGUCCAAAGUUCCUCCCGUUUGCUUGCCACGUUGGCCGCUGCCCUAUGAAUACUCUAAUAUCUCAAACUUUCGUGAUAUUGGUGGAUACAAGACGGCCUCCGGGCAUCAAGUCAAAAGCGCCAUAAUGUAUAGAUGUGCAAAUCCUUGCGAUGCACCUCCAGAGGUUAUAGAAUACAUGAAGUCAGAUCUUAAAAUAUCUCGGAUAUUCGAUUUGCGUUCCACCAAGGAAGCCAUUAACAACGGUAUCAUAUCUGGACUUCCUGUUGAGAACCUCUCUUUCAUUAAGGAUCAUAACAUGUCUGCGGAAGACCUAGCUGUACACUACCAGGGACUCUUUAUCUCCUCGUACAACUUCCCUCAGGUCUACUCUUCAAUACUCGAAAGUAGUCACCAGAACAUUAGGCGUUUUUUCCAGACCAUCGUGAACGGCGAGGUUAAUAAGGACCACACCAUAGUAUUCCAUUGUACAGCAGGCAAAGAUCGCACCGGUAUCCUAUCAAUGCUAAUACUUGGCGUCCUUGGAGUCCCCGCUGAUAUCAUUGCUCGUGACUACGAGUUUACAACUAUCGGACUCCGCACUGAAAAGAAGUUACUAGCACUAACCAAACAACGUGCAGAUGGCCUUCGCCACUUGGUUGAUCCCACAGGAAGCUCGCUUAUAGAGGAGUAUAACUUAACACCAGAGAAGAUGAAAGAAAACGUUUUAUCAUCAACAUAUGAAGCUAUGCGUAUCUUUAUAGAUCGCUUUUUAGAUACCUAUGGUUCUUUCGACGAUUAUUUUAUUAAUACACUUAAGUUCACGUCAGAAGAUGUUUCCAAGAUAAGAAAUUUGCUACUAGAGUGA